UUGUCGACUUGUUGAUCAGUAAUGAAGAUGGCGGACGUAAUAUACGAGUAACUCGUGUUUGCUUCGGUACGCGCGUUUAACGAUUGUUCGAACAGUCGCGUUGACAUAUUGUGUGCUGUGUGUGUGUGUGUGCAUGCAUAUGCGUGCGUACGUGAAGUAAAUUUCAAUUAAUAAAAUAUGUUCGAAAUUUGUUGAAUAUGAGUGGAGAAGCGGAUUCGGCAGGCCAGAUCUGCGAGAAUUCGCUUACGACCUUGAAAGACGAGGUCGAUCCUGAGAAACUUCCUCCAAGAACGAUAUCACAUACUACCAGAAGAUCACGAUUCGGUACAGGCAACGUUCCACUCUCCCCUUAUAUAUUAAUUGAUGGGAAAAAAUUACGGAGUUCUUUGGCAUUGAGCAAAAGAAAGUUACCGCGGCGUGUGAGUUUUCCAACAAAUGACAAUCUCUUGGUUACGGGAUAUUUGGAACCGGCCAAUCCAUGGAAACUCGCUGAAAAUGUGAACCUUGAAGAUUUAAUCGUGGCAUAUAAAGAAUCCUGUAUAAGACAUAAUGCAGAUGCUCUGGAAACUGUUAUAAAUCAACUAGAGACUUUAGAUAUAUCUAAAGCACGAAAUGAAGAACUAAAUUUAAAAGGACAGAAAUUGGAUCCUAAUCAUGCAGAAGCAUUGGAAGAAAUUUUUAAAAGAGUUCAAUUUAAUAAAGUUGAUUUAGAAGCCACAUCUUUGAACGAUGAGAGUGCUGUGAUAUUAUUUGAUAUGAUAGAGUAUUAUGAAUCUGCAAAACACUUAAAUAUUUCAUCUAAUAAGGACAUUGGGAUUCAUGGCUGGCAAGCAUGUGCAAAUAUGAUAAGAAAGACCCAAUGUUUAGAACAUCUUGAAGCUAAGGAUAUAAUACUUAAUGAACAAUACAUGAAUAUCUUGAGUCGUGCAUUACCAUUAGUCUGCCAUCUACAUGUGCUUAAAUUAGAAAAUUGUGGGCUUUCAGGGAGAUGUAUCAUCACACUAGUUGCAGCAUUAAAAAUGAACACUGGAAUAAGAGAACUUUAUUUAGCUGACAAUAAUUUAAAUUUAUAUGAUGCAAUACAGCUUGGUUCUCUUCUUAGGUUAAAUAAUCACAUACAACUACUUGAUGUUAGUAACAACAUCAUCCAAGAUGAUGGUGUACGUGAUAUGUUAGAGGGUCUCAUCAACCAAAUAAAUGAAGACAAGAGUGGUAAAGGUUUAAAUAUAUUAGUAUUAUGGAAUAACCAACUUACAAAAAAAUCAUCUCCUUACUUCGCACGCAUUAUAGCAUUGUCUAAAACAUUGGAAACAUUAAACAUUGGUAAAAACAUGUUGACUGAUGAAUUAUUAUUUGCUAUUAAAGAUGCACUGAAAAAGAACCGUGUUUUACUACAAUUGGGAAUACAGGCAACUGAUCUUACAUGCGACGGAAUUGUUACAUUAUCAGAGAUUAUUGAAAUAAAUCAAAUUUUACAAAGGAUAGAUUUACGAAAUAAUAAUAUUCAAUUAACUGGAAUGCAAGCUCUCAGUUCUGCUAUGAAAAAAAAUAAAAGUAUUACUAAAAUAGAUUUGGACGAUGAACCUAACAUGGAUAUAGUUCUAACCCAGACCUUGCAACAGUAUAUGCAGUUUGUAGCCGAAAUUCGAAGCAGUUGUUCAGAAAACGCGCAAAGUCGUACUUUAGAAGAAAAUAUCGAAGGUUUUCAAAGUUCAUUUCAUAGCAGAUUCUGUAGUACAAUCUCCCGUAAAAUUUCGCUUACUUGUCAAACACUGCCAUGUUCUUUAUCAUCCAUGAUUGCGAUACAAAAAGACGAAUCUGGACGAUCAAUGCUCGAACCAAAACGUAUUAAUGGAGGUCGUCUUCGUUCCCCAAUUCCUAGUCCAGCCUCUUCACCCGUAGUCAGUCCAGUACCAAGUCCUUCUCGAAGUCGGUUUGUGGUGUCUCGAGUUCCAGAAGCGUCAUGUUCUACAGAAUCCCCAGUAUCUUCGUCACCAGUUGUUCUUUCAUCCCUUGGAUCAUCACCUACCUAUGUUACUUCUUCUGCAAGUGGGCCAUCUAGAUUUCGUGUUUCAGUUGUUGAAUCAGCAAAUGUAUCUUUACCUAAACCUAUUGUUACCACAACUGAUACUGAUCUUAUUGAUUUAAAUUGCAAAAUUAGUACAGACGAAUCAGUUGAUUUGAAUGACUUUGAUAAUGUAUUUAUAUCUGAAUCAAAAACGAGUAAUGAUCAAAAUGCUGAAUGUUUAGAAAAAACUUCCAACAAUGUAUCUUGCUUAGAUUCAAAUUUAGUCAAGAAAACAGAUACGUCAUUAAUAUCUGAAUGUUCUAAUAUAGAAAAAUUAAAUACAGAUCAAUGUCUUGAUAAGGCCGCUUUCCAAACUGAACCCGAUGACAAAGUAAGCUCUAGUACUUUAGAAGAUAAAGAAUAUAAUGAUGUACUGAGUAAUCAAAAUACUGCUUCAAUACAAUUGGGAAAUGUUAUGGCAACAGGAAAUAUACAGGACGUAAAAAAUUAUCACGAUGAAGAUACACAGAAUGCACCAAUAUCUGUAAAUAUAAACAAAAGUGAUAAAAAUGAUAAAAAUUCUAACUGUACUGUAAUGGACGAUAAGCCGGUAACUAUUGAUAAAGACAAUGUGGCAGAAAAGUUAACAAACACUUCUUAUGACGAGAGUAUACAAUUACAUUCACAAACAAAACACGAUCCUUACAUGCAAAAAAGUAGUUCUAAUUUAGGAAAGCUACUUGCAUUAUUUCAACAUCCUAGCUGUUUCUUUUCUGAUUCUGCGCCUAUUAAUCAGAUGAAAUCUAAAAACACGUUGCAAGGUAGUAUAAGCAGCAUGAUGACGCUCGGAGACAAAUUCCAUUAUUAUAUAAAGGACAAGAAAGAUAAAAUUUACAGUCGUGAAACAGAAGCGUCUUUGUUGGCACUGAAAAACAAAUCGACAAGAUUUUUCAAUCUGUCUCAAAUACCAAGUUUACAAACCUUAACAAACAUGGUUCCAUCAUUUAAAUUUGAAGGUAAUUUAAAUGAUUCUAGACAGAGCAAUGAGUCUUACUCCAAAGAUGUAGAUCUUUUACUUCAAGAAGAUUAUGAUAAUAAUUUAACUGAUUCAAAAGAAGAAUAUGAAGAUAAUAAUGAUGAUAAUAAUGAUGAUAAUAAUAAAACCGAGGAAUUAAAUGUACAUUCGAAAGAACAAGAAAUUAGUGUUCCAAAUCUGAAUGACCAGUUAGUACCAGAAAAUAUACGAUCAAAGUAUAGUGCUGGGAUUACUGAUAAAAAUGUAAUAUUAACUGCAAAUUGCAUCGUUUCGAAUGUAAUUGAUACGUGUUAUAAAAUUGUGAAUAGUAGGUCAUCGAAGCAUGUCUCAGAUAACAAAAUGAUUGUACCUGUACCUAAGUUAAUAGGUAUACCUGAAUAUUCUGCUUUAAAAGCAGUUAAAAGUGAUGUAAAGAAAGGAAAUAUAACGAAAACAUUAGACAAAGUAGAUUCCAUAUUGAUAGAAGAAAUGAGUAAUAAAACUUCAACAAACAGUAUUAAUUUUACUAGUGAUAGCGAUUCCUUAUCUUGUAGCAUAAUGUAUGGAGUAAGCAAUGAUACAAAUACUGUAAAUAAAUCUGACAGAAUGCGCAGUUUAGUAAUAUUAAAUUUAGACGCAAAAGAUAAUAUUGAGAAUAAUUCUACUUUUAAUGUAAAUAAUACGGAAGAUAAUUCGGCAUGUUUUGUAUGCGAUGGGAAACAUACGUAUUAUAACACGCUGAAGACAAACGUGGAAUCAAAUUCUUCUAAUAAUUGUUUGAAUAAUGAAGUUAUUGGAAUACAUAGUUUUGGUAGUAAUAAGGAUAAAAAUGUUUGUACAGAUAAUCAUAAUAUGCCAAGCAAUGAAGUAGAAAAAUUAAAUGUAUUUUGUGUAAAUAAUAGUACGCAUUGGAGAAAUGCAACUGUAAAUAAUACAUCUGAAACAAAGAUAUCAAAUAUAAAUUGUACAUGUAAAGAUACUAAUUUUGACUUUAGGAAUGAUAGUAAUACACAGUUAUGUACUUUGAUACUUUAUAAAGAUAUAAGAGCACCAAUUAUGCAGAGAAUGAUACAAACAUUUAUUACAAAGAAAACAGAUGUUAAUAAUUUUAUUAUGGAAAGUACUAGUACAGUUAGAAAAGCAAACAUUGUUAUGCCUAUACCAAAAACGUACUCUUAUAUAACAAACGUUAAUAGGUCUGUUCUUAGAGAUCUGAUACAUUGUAUAAAAGAUAUCUCAAUCAGUGAGAUGUCAGAUAAAGAAAAUAUUCCUUCCAACAACUGGCCAGACAAUGCUGUUAAAAUAAAGACUUCAUUUUAUAAUUCAGCUCAAAUAUGUUAUUCAUCUACGAAUGCUAUAACUGGAACAUCAGAAAAUAUUCAUAAAAAUGAUCGACUUAUCGAAGUUGAAGAUGAUAUUUCUAUAAAUGAUAAUGUUGAAAAAAGUAUGCAUUUUGACAAGAGAAAAUUUCAAGAAUGUGAUAAUUUUAAAAUUGAUUCCGAAUGUCCUUCUACAUGCAUAAAAGUAGAUUCUAAUGUCCAUUUGAAGAGAGACGUGCCUUGCUUAGAAACAAAUGAUACGGAGAAUAAUUCCUCAGAAAAUAUUCAUACGCUCAGUAAUUUUGAACCAACUACUACUCAACAUUUAAAAUGUACAAAUUCAAAUGACACAAAUGAGACAGCUCAUAAAUAUUUUAAUGCAAUCAAAUGUGCAGUUGCCACAACUAUGUGUUCAACGAGUACAGUGAACACGGCAAGCAAUAAGACAAUUAAAAUUAUUUCUGAUCAAAGUACUAAAAUUGCUGAAUCUUCAUCAGUAAUUCAUGCAACAAGCACAAAAUAAGACAAAAGACAGUGAUGAUGAUGAAGAAGAAGAAGAAGAAGAAAGUGAAGAAGAAAAUGAAGAUAUGGAAUUAGAAAGAAGAAAAUAUAUUGAAGAAAAUAACAGUUUAUAUGAUUUUAAUAUUGAUGAAAUCGACGAAUUUGAAACGUUGGAUCUUGAACCAGAGUAUCAACGAUAUGCAAAGUGGAAGAUUUGAAAGAUGUUAUUCAAAAGUUAUUAAAAGUGGGUGAUAUUCAUGUACAGUAGAAUUUUGGAAUUCUAUGGAAUUGUUUUAAGAAAUGUAUAUUCUACAAAAGAAGACAAAUAGGUAAUUCUUGUCUAUCUGUCAUAUAGAAUAAUCUAGACAAUUCACAAUUAGGUUUUCUCAGCUUU
Molecule: messenger RNA, 5237 nt
Organism: Megachile rotundata (alfalfa leafcutting bee)
Lineage: Eukaryota; Metazoa; Arthropoda; Insecta; Hymenoptera; Megachilidae
Source: RefSeq, a predicted model, not a curated record